CCAAAAAAAUCCUCGAGUCGCGAUUAAAACCAGAGUCAUUUACAGUUCAAAUCAAGCUCGAUUUAAAGAUUCUUCAUUGUUUUUCUUCUCUGGUCUUCUUCUCAAGGGAGAAGUUUGAAGGGACCCAAAAUGCCAACGGGCCAGCGUCGUCAUGUCAUUCGAACAGAUACUUUGGAGUUAAAGUCUCAGCUUGAGAUGAAGAUUGGUCGGGCCAAAACAGAGAGCUAUCUUAACCUCUUAUCGAAAUUCUUGAGCUUGAAAAUCAGCAAAUCCGAUUUCGAUAAGCUAAUCGUCGAUACGGUGAAGAAGGAGAAUAUCAGUCUACACAACGCUUUGCUUAGAGGGUUGAUCAAGAAUGCGUCUCUCUCAAAUACACCUCCUUUGAUAGGGAAUGGUGUUUUUCAGACAAGUCUUGGUUUCAAUUCUUUAUGCAACGACCUUCCUCAAUCAUCUCCUUGUAAAGAAAGGACUCAACGGAGGUUUAGUAAAGAUUGUAAUGGAAAGAGCCAAAUCACUGAGGUUGUUUCUUCUAGUUUUAAAAAACAAUGGUCAAUGGAAGAUGGUGAAGAAGUUGACCAGUUGAUUCGAUGUUGGAGAAGUCAACCUAUUGAAGCUCCUUUUGGUGUUAAUCUCAGAGAUUUUAUCAAGAGAAGACGUCAUGUUGAGACGUGUUACUCCUCUCGUGAGCUUCCUGACUCUAUUUCUUUAAAGAAGAAACUCGAAGAUGAAAUGAAGGAAGAAGGAGUAGAGGUUUCGGUUGGUUUUGCUAACUCGUUGAACGCAGGACUCGAUGUCUUCUUGCAAAGACUAAUCAAACCUUGUCUGGAAUUAGCGGCUUCAAGGUCUAGUAGCCGAGGAGAAGUAUGCUCUUCUUCAGUAUCUAUGGUAGAUUUUCACGUAGCUAUGGAGUCAAACCCGUCUAUACUUGGGGAAGAUUGGUCUUCAAAGCUUGAGAAGAUCCGGUCAGCUGCACCGGAUUUGCCUUCAGAUUUUCAGACAAGCUGACUCUAUAACUAUAGAUAGAACUGAUUCUUCAAUUACAGAGUUUGUGUUGAGAAAAACAUCUUUAGAUUUUGUGUGUGUAUAUAUGUCUUGGUGUCUAAUUACUUGUGCUGAUCUUGUAUGCUUAGGUUUUGAUUUGUUCAACAAACUUAAUAGAAGAAAUCUAUAUUAU
Messenger RNA from Brassica oleracea var. oleracea, 1174 nucleotides. RefSeq lists its product as uncharacterized. Gene Ontology annotation, molecular function: transcription coactivator activity. Gene Ontology annotation, biological process: regulation of transcription by RNA polymerase II. Gene Ontology annotation, cellular component: SAGA complex. The transcript is spliced from 2 exons. The record is from RefSeq and is a predicted model, not a curated record. NCBI's taxonomy places the organism in Eukaryota, Viridiplantae, Streptophyta, Magnoliopsida, Brassicales, Brassicaceae. The coding region runs from base 130 to 1005 and encodes 291 amino acids.